CGGAUCACACCUUUGACGUUAUAACACAAAGCACAGCAUUAUUCGUUGCUUUGUUUAUAUAUUGUGGUCUUUUGGGGAAUCAAUAAUUAUAAGAAUUCUGUCGUUCAAGACUCACAUCCACAUAACGCGGAGUAACUGUCGAUCAAUAUGGCAAACAAGAAGGCCGUAGCCGCUGAUGGUGAGGCCACCGGUGAGACUGCUGCUGCCGCCGCCCCUGCUCAAUCUACCCCCGCCGUCGCUACUACUCCUCUAGGUCCUCAGCAGAAGGGUGGCCAUGUCUUUGGUGUAGCUCACAUUUUCGCAUCGUUCAACGACACUUUCAUCCAUGUCACUGAUCUUUCCGGUCGUGAAACCUUGGUUAGAGUAACUGGUGGUAUGAAGGUUAAGGCUGACCGUGAUGAAUCCAGCCCUUACGCUGCUAUGAUGGCUGCUCAGGACGUCGCUGCCAGGCUUAAAGAAUUGGGAAUUACUGCUGUUCACAUUAAGCUUCGUGCUACUGGUGGUACAAGGUCGAAGACCCCUGGCCCUGGUGCUCAAUCUGCGCUACGUUCUCUUGCACGUUCUGGUCUUAAAAUCGGUAGGAUCGAGGACGUUACACCCAUUCCUACCGACUCUACCCGCAGGAAGUGUGGUAGAAGGGGUAGAAGGUUGUGAUUUAUUUGUUAUGCGGCCUGUUGGCAACAUCGCUGCUAAUUUGGUCUUUAGUGUA
Babesia bovis T2Bo is the source of this 709-nucleotide messenger RNA. Its product is annotated as putative 40S ribosomal subunit protein S14. Gene Ontology annotation, molecular function: small ribosomal subunit rRNA binding; structural constituent of ribosome; mRNA 5'-UTR binding. The record is from RefSeq and is a predicted model, not a curated record. Gene Ontology annotation, biological process: translation; ribosomal small subunit assembly; maturation of SSU-rRNA from tricistronic rRNA transcript (SSU-rRNA, 5.8S rRNA, LSU-rRNA). Gene Ontology annotation, cellular component: cytosolic small ribosomal subunit; ribosome. Lineage: Eukaryota; Apicomplexa; Aconoidasida; Piroplasmida; Babesiidae. The transcript has 3 exons. The coding region runs from base 148 to 654 and encodes 168 amino acids.